AGGUGAGAGCUGGAAUUGUAACUGGAUAAAAUACAUUUCAAAGAAUGCGGCAGUUCAGAUGAUGUUAAAUGUGAUCCAUGUUUCUGCUAUGAAUGCUUGGUAAGGUAAAUGUUUUUCUUUUGCUUCUUUGUUCUUCCAAAAAGUGUGCCAGUGGUGAACUGUUAUACCUGACAACAUAAUACAAUGAAUAUCAGUCAACCCGGAAUGAGUGAACAUUCAGACUUCUGUUACGAGUCCUUGAAUGGAUCUUGCCCAAAAUUCACCUACCCAACAGUGAAACGGAUUCCAUUGUAUAUUUUUUUCUUGACCAUCAUUGUUCUAACCAUGUGUGGAAACCUCCUGGUCAUCAUUUCCAUCGCUCACUUCAAACAGCUGCACACUCCAACCAACUACCUCAUCCUUUCUCUGGCAGUGACUGACUUCCUUCUGGCAGUAGUCAUUAUGCCUCCUAGCAUGGUGCGAACGAUUGAGACAUGCUGGUAUUUGGGAGAUGUGAUCUGUAAAAUACACACAAGUACGGAUGUAAUGCUGUCCAAUGCAUCCAUUUUGAAUCUUUCUUUCAUUUCCAUUGAUCGGUAUUAUGCAGUUUGCCAGCCCCUCCACUACAAGACCAAGAUCACCAGUUUUACUAUAGCGAUCAUGAUCCUGAUCAGUUGGAACCUGUCGUUCCUCAUUGGGUUUGGUACGAUAUUUAUAAAACUGAACAUUUUGGUUGUUGAAGAUUUGAACUAUGAUAACGUUCAUUGUUUUGGAGGCUGUUUCUUUUUCUUGAGUAAAACAUCUGCUAUUCUAGCUUCAGUUCUGUCAUUUUUUAUCCCUGGGUUUGUUAUGCUGGUCAUAUAUAAGAAAAUCUUCCAUGUUGCCCAGAAGCAAGCCCGUUCUAUUCACAGCAUUGCCUGUAACAAUGUGAACUCUGAAAACAGCAAGAUGGAGCAAAAGGCUACAAAGACUCUGGCUAUCGUUUUGGGGGUAUACCUGUCAUGCUGGACACCCUUUUUUCUGUGUAACAUAAUUGAUCCAAUCAUUAAUUAUUCCAUUCCACCUGCUUUAUUUGACAUGCUUAUCUGGGUUUGCUAUUUGAAUUCAACUUGUAAUCCUUUUGUUUAUUCUUUCUUUUACAGUUGGUUUAGGAAAGCCUUCAAAAUGAUCAUUUUUGGCAAUAUAUUUCAAGCUCAUUCCUCAAGAACAAAAUUGUCCACAGACUGAAAACCUCCAGCUUCGACUUUGACUUAAAUAAAAUUUCUGCAAAAAGAAAUGCAAAUUAAAUAAAUGAAACAAAGUGAAUAAUAUGCAGACUUUACAACAUCAUAUUGAAAAGUAUAGCACUUUAAU
Anguilla anguilla (European eel) is the source of this 1332-nucleotide messenger RNA. Its product is annotated as trace amine-associated receptor 1-like. NCBI's taxonomy places the organism in Eukaryota, Metazoa, Chordata, Actinopteri, Anguilliformes, Anguillidae. The record is from RefSeq and is a predicted model, not a curated record. Gene Ontology annotation, cellular component: membrane. The coding region runs from base 184 to 1206 and encodes 340 amino acids. Gene Ontology annotation, molecular function: dopamine neurotransmitter receptor activity, coupled via Gi/Go; trace-amine receptor activity. Gene Ontology annotation, biological process: adenylate cyclase-activating adrenergic receptor signaling pathway. The transcript has a single exon.